This is a messenger RNA of Colletotrichum spaethianum, 1110 nucleotides long. Its product is annotated as putative dioxygenase. The transcript is spliced from 4 exons. Bases 1 to 1110 code for a protein of 369 amino acids. Gene Ontology annotation, molecular function: oxidoreductase activity. NCBI's taxonomy places the organism in Eukaryota, Fungi, Ascomycota, Sordariomycetes, Glomerellales, Glomerellaceae. The record is from RefSeq and is a predicted model, not a curated record.
AUGGGCUUCAACGUCGAGCCGUUAAAAGUUCAACCGGGUACAAAGGUUAAGCAUCUGAAACAGGUCGUCUGGCAUCAUAAGCUCGUCAUCAUCAAAGGGCAGCAAUUUCUCCGGCCCUUUAAGCAAUGGGAAUUAGUAACCAGGCUGGAUCCUGAAGCGGGACCGCAGAACCCUGACAUUUUCAUGAAAGACUUCCACCCUGAUGGGGAAGGUGUCCUUAAAGAAAGAGGGGUGACGGGCGUCCCAGGUGUCGAGAACGUCCACGUUGUCGGCAAGGGCUAUCAGGGUAAAGACCAUUACGGUUUGAAGAACCUGAAUCUCGACAAGUCCUUUUCGUAUGAGAAUCAUGAUCCAACCCUGCCUCCUGAUGAGCUUGAGAACGGACAUACCCGAUUCCAAGGUUGGCACUUCGAUGCACCGCUGUACAGCAGGGAUCCUCCACUAUUCACCGCGUUUCGUGUCUUUCGGCUACCUCAAGGACCAGAUAUCACGAUCCAUUGGGACGACGGGUCCGGGUUUAGCAUGAAGUCGGCUCCGGGGAUGACACCAUUCUUCUGUUGCUCACAGCUCUACGAGGAACUCAUGACGGAUGAAGAAAAGCAGAUAGCCGACAAUAGUUGGGUAGAGUAUGCCGCAUUUCCGUAUGAGUGGAACCACAACUGCAAGUUUCUGCCGAAUGGGCUCGGAAUCAUCAGCCAGGGCAAGGAGCUUUCAGAAGAUGCGCUGAUGGAGAUGAAGCCCGACGAGGCCAAGAUCAGAAGAUACCCGAUGGUGUGGGUCAAUCCUGCUACAGGAAGGAAGUGUUUCCAGGUGCAGUCCAACGCAGCUAAGAGACUUUUUAUCCGGAGGAGCUCCCACGAGGCACCGAAAGUAGUAGACGACGUUGCUGAAGUUCGGCGAUUUCUACUCGAUAUUCAAUUGCGUAUCCUGAGGCCUGAGUACAUUCUAAUCCCGCAAGAGGAAGAGGGAGACUUGCUACUAUGGGACAACUGGACCACCAUGCAUACCCGCGUGGACUAUCCUGCUCGGUACGGGCCUAAAACGUGUCAUCAAGCGGGUACGAAUUCCAGUAGAGGGCCUAUGGGCCCUGUUGCCACUCCUGCCUUUUGA